Guillardia theta CCMP2712 is the source of this 261-nucleotide messenger RNA. RefSeq lists its product as hypothetical. The annotation marks the transcript as partial. The record is from RefSeq and is a predicted model, not a curated record. NCBI's taxonomy places the organism in Eukaryota, Cryptophyceae, Pyrenomonadales, Geminigeraceae. The transcript has a single exon.
AGCUGCUUAGAAAGGAGGAAAAGCUGCUUAGAAAGGAGGAAAAGCUGCUUAGAAAGGAGGAAAAGCUGCUUAGAAAGGAGGAAAAGCUGCUUAGAAAGGAGGAAAAGCUGCUUAGAAAGGAGGAAAAGCUGCUUAGAAAGGAGGAAAAGCUGCUUAGAAAGGAGGAAAAGCUGCUUAGAAAGGAGAAAAAGCUGCUUAGAAAGGAGGAAAAGCUGCUUAGAAAGGAGGAAAAGCUGCUUAGAAAGGAGGAAAAGCUGCUUA